AUUAAAGGUUUAUUGGUUGAAACAUACGGGGUUAAAAUCUUCCGGCCCAAACCCUCCAAUCAUAUCCAAUAAAACAUGAGCCCCCCUCCCCCCUUCCCUUUCGUAUCGUCUCGUUGUCUUCCAUGGUGUCUCAGAAACUAACAGAGUAUGAACGUAAAAGGCUUGAAAAUAUCAAGAGAAAUGCUGAAAUGGUGGCCGCACUCAAUAUCCGCUCAAAAGCAGCUAUUCUCUCUGCCGCUACCAAACGCCAAAAAACAAAACAAGUGAAGAAACCCAAAAUGGUGAACCCGAUCGUAACUCGACGGUCACCGAGAACAAGAGUUAAGCCACCGGAUUCAAAGGGUUUGUCCGAUAAGUUCCUAAAACCUAUUAGUAUGAUAGAUGCUUUCAUAGGAUAUGAAAAAGAAUCUAACCAAGUGCUGGUUGAUACAAUUUUGAGUAUUGCUGAGGAAACUCAAGCUGGAUUUCCAGAAAAUGAAGAGUUUAAUGGUGCUAAAGACGUUAAAGAUGGGAACUUUAGUGGUUUUAGUGAGAAAGGCACUUUGGAUUCUUGCAAAAGUGAGGCUUUUGAAUCACUAGUUAAAGAAGAGUUUGAUGAGCAUUUGGAUAAUAAGAAGAGUGAUCCCUGGCUGAAAUCAAUGGAUUUGAAACCAGAGAAUGUAGCAUGGCCAAUGCCCCGAAGGAUCAUGGAGGUUAAGUUUUUCCCUUGUACUGGUAUUCGUAUGAUUGCAGUGGGGAACAAAAUUGGGAAUAUAGCAUUUUUGAAUAUGGAUUCUGAGGAUGAAAUUGAUGAUGGAAUAUAUAUUUAUGGCCCGCAUACUGGUGCUAUUUCUGGGAUUUCGGUUCAAAGAUAUUCAAUGUCAAAGAUUUAUAGCAGCGGCCAUGAUGGCUUUAUUCGAUUAAUGGAUGCUGAGAAGGAAGUAUUUGAUGUGGUGCAUUAUUGUGAUAAAACUAUACAUUGCCUCUCUCAACAGCCAAAUGAUUUGUGGAGCUUAUAUUUCUCGGAGGGUCGUGGAGUGUUGAUUGAAUGGGAUGUUCGGACUGGGAAAUCCAGCGGAAACUGGAUGCUUCAUGAAGAUACUAUCAACACCAUAAGCUUCAAUCCACAAAACCCCAACAUUAUGGCAACCAGUUCAACAGAUGGAACUGCUUGCAUUUGGGAUUUAAGGAGCACGAGGUCUCAGAAACCGAAAACCAUGAAGACUGUGAGCCAUGGUAGGGCUGUUAACUCUGCUUACUUCUCACCCUCUGGAACCUCUCUUGCAACAACAAGUUUGGACAACAAUGUUGGUAUAACAAGUGGAUUCAAUUAUGAAGACACUUCUAUGAUAUACCAUGAUAAUUCAACAGGAACUUUGAAUCUUAGUUUCCGAGGUAUAUGGGGGUGGGAUGAUUCAUGCAUAUUCAUUGGCAACAUGAGAAAAGGUAUUGAUGUAAUCUCUCCAGUACAAAGAACAAGUGUAAUGACAUUACAGAGUCCACAAUUGCCUGCAAUUCCCUGGAGAUUUGAUGCACAUCCAUAUGAAGUUGGGAUGUUAGCAGCAGCCACCAAUGGGAGUGGAGUUUGCCUGUGGACACCAUGAUAGAAAAAUCUGUGCUUUGCAAUUUCUACCCAGUGUUUUUGUCUCAACUUGUUAGCCGACUUUAUCAUAAUAUAUAUGAUUUUCUUUUGGGUUUGCGGAGGGGAAUGACGACAGCGGGGUUUGAACCCUGAUUUUUGGAUGCCAACAAGGAACUUAACUACUCUUAUGUUGUUGGCAAUAUAUCUGAUUCUUGUAUCUUUUUUGUUAUCGACAACAGUAUGCUAGAUUUUGUGAAGGGGACCAAAAAGCAAAGUUAAGCAUAGGAUUUGGAAUGCAUUUCUUAAUUCCUAAUUAGUUUAGGCUUUAGAAAUAUAUUGGAAUUUCAACCAUUAUCAUGAAUGAAAAAUAUACUUAGAUGGUAAUAACAA
Molecule: messenger RNA, 1951 nt
Organism: Gossypium arboreum
Lineage: Eukaryota; Viridiplantae; Streptophyta; Magnoliopsida; Malvales; Malvaceae
Exons: 5
Coding region: 123-1583 (486 amino acids)
Biological process (GO): regulation of DNA damage checkpoint
Cellular component (GO): nucleus
Molecular function (GO): protein binding; DNA binding
Source: RefSeq, a predicted model, not a curated record